ACAAUGAUAUCCAAACAAAACAAAUAGCUAUUCAUCAUUAUCAUCAUCAUAUCCUUCAUCAAAUUCUCUCUCUCUCUAUAAAUCUGUAUCCAUACAUCAAUAAAAAUACCAUAAAAUAAUAUAAACAAAGCCAAUGGAUCUUGCCAAUUCUUCCAAUGUCAUCUUCCACUAUAACUUCUUUUCAUCUGCAACAUCAGCACCAUUAUUGCCUUCCUUGUCAUUGGGAACAUUGUUCUGUAAUCUGAUGUCAUCACCAUCAACCAGCCCUUUGUUUAUUAACUCCAUUGAUGCCCAUUUUUCUGCUCAAGAUUCCAUUUAAGUUCAUAAAUUUUUAAUCUUUUCUUGUUUUUCCUUCACUAAUUCUUGCAAAGUUCAUAUCUUUUUCAACUUUCUUGAAGAAAGAAUGUUGCUUUCAUCACUUCCUGGAUUCUCUCAUCAACUCAGUGAAUUGGAGAAGAAAUAGUGCAUAUGGCAAUAUGGGUUUAUUCUGAAUUACCAUAUUCAGGUAUGGUGAUUACAAACCCAAAACAAUGACCGAUUUCGCUACUCCGGCUGCCUUACAAGUGCAAAACAAGCGGAAAUCGAGUAUUUCGCCGGUGACAAACAUCUCCAACGUUAAAUCGCAUGAUUUUAGUCCAUCAAAAUCCUACCAGGAGGUUCUUAUUGCUGCAAGAGAAAAGUUUACGCAACAGAUAUCUUUUCGGUCAAAGGACAAAGAUAUAUCCCUUGCUAAGACUUUGCUAUAUAUUGCAGCCGAAGAUGAAGCGUUUAUGGCUCAUAACCGUGAGAUGGAUACGCAUUCGUUCCAAAACGAAAGGAACGAUACCAAUGUAUUGUCGGAUCGCCGAGAUUGGGACUGCAUUGAAACUAUGCCUAUGGCAGGAAAGAAAAUUGAUGAUUGGCUAUUAGAGUUAGACAACAUAGCGAACGAAGUUAAAGUCGAAUUGAGUUCAAGAGACAUAGGGUGCCAUUUGGUUGAAGUUUUGGAGGCAGUGAACAAAGUUCUGUUUGAAUCUAUAGGUUUCAGAAGAUCACCUAUUGUAGAUUCAAAAUGUUCUUACUUGCAUUCGGUUUUAUCCUCAAAAUAUGGCAGUGCAAUUUUGCUUAGCAUAAUAUAUAUUGAGAUUUGUCAAAGACUUAAGUUGACCAUUGUCGGGUCUCGGGUCGGUGAAGACUUCUUGAUUUGGCCCAAAACAGGGAACCCAGAGGAGCUUUUUAAGGUAAAUUCGGGACAUAGCUUAUUUGGGAUUGUUAACGGGCGGUGUGUUGAGGACCCGAAAUCUAUGGCGUCUGACUUAACCUGCAAUUCACUUCCGGGUCUUGACAUUGCUACGAAUCGGGACAUAAUAGGGAUAUAUCUUGCUAAUUUGAUACGGCUUCAUUGGAAACGCGCGUCAAGAAUGAACCAUGGAUUGAUGUUGACUUCUCCGCUCAGACGACUCCAUGAUGAGAGUAAAAUCAAUGGUUCUACUAGCAUGCCAUUGUUGCGCCCUCAAGAUCUUAGGUUGGCGAUCAUGGCGUCAGAAAGACUGUUGAUCCUGCAGCCACAUAACUGGGCUUUGAGGCGGGAUCACGGCAUGAUGUGGUACUAUAGCAGGGAUUAUGGGAAGGCGGUUCAAGAGCUAAGUAUAUGUAUGGCGUUUGCACCCGAAGAAGAGGCCGAAGUCCUGGAACCGUUUGUGGAGAAGUUGCAUUUGUUGCAACUUGAGUCUUCGUGGAAAUCUCGAGGACAUAAAGGACGCUUAACGGUUCCGUAGAUGAUAGACUCGUGUUUGUUUUGUUUGUACAAAAUGUGACUCAUGGUCUAGCUUCAUCAAGUGCUUAGCUUCAAGGAUAUUAUCGAGUUGUUAACCUUGAAAAAUAUAAGGAUGUGUAGUGUACUACCUAGCUUCCACCUUGUUUCACUUGUAAUGUAUUAUAUUUACUUCAAGAGGAUAUUUGCACAUGUAUCAUUCUAAAUUGAAGCCCCCCCCCUCUAUAUA
Helianthus annuus (common sunflower) is the source of this 1982-nucleotide messenger RNA. RefSeq lists its product as uncharacterized. The record is from RefSeq and is a predicted model, not a curated record. Lineage: Eukaryota; Viridiplantae; Streptophyta; Magnoliopsida; Asterales; Asteraceae. The transcript has 9 exons. The coding region runs from base 531 to 1757 and encodes 408 amino acids.